AUGUGCUUGUGUGGAUUAUUGGGAGUUGUACUUCCACAGCUUACUGCAUUGAAGCGGGUGUCUUUAAUUUCUCUUCAUGGGAAGAUGAAGCAGAUAGCAAGGGAGAAAGCCUUGGCUUCAUUUACAUCUCUUCAGGAUGGAAUCCUUCUGUGCACUGAUGUUGCAGCUCGUGGACUUGACAUUCCAGGCGUUGAUUGCAUAGUGCAGUAUGAUCCUCCUCAAGAUCCUAAUGUAUUUGUUCACAGAGUUGGGAGGACUGCUAGAUUAGGGCGUCAAGGAAGUGCCAUUGUUUUUCUUUUACCAAAGGAAGAAGCAUAUGUGGAAUUUUUGCGCAUUAAAAGGAUUCCAUUAGAAGAGAAAAUGUGCUGCGAAGAUGCGCUUGAUGUGGUUCCCCUUAUACGUGAUGCUGCUAAGAAAGAUCGCGAUGUGAUGGAAAAAGGUCUAAGGGCAUUUGUGUCCUACAUUCGUGCUUAUAAAGAACAUCAUUGCAAUUUCAUUCUCAGAUGGAAAGAUCUAGAGAUUGGAAAGUUAGGGAUGGGGUAUGGUUUAUUACAGCUACCUUCAAUGUCAGAAGUAAAACAAAAUUCACUUUCUACAGCGGGUUUUAUUGCUGUUGAAGAUUUAAAUCUGGAAGAGAUCAAGUUCAAGGAUAAAUCUCGAGAGAAACAACGAAAGAAAAACUUGCAGAUAAAGAAAGAGAAGCCACAGGAAGAUAAAACCCACAAGGCUAAAGCUGCUAUGAAGAACGCAACUAUGGUGAUGAAGAAGAGAACAGCUAAACAAAGACGUGCUAAACAGUCUGCUGAGGAUGAUGAUGAACUUACUAGAGAUUAUCGCCUUUUGAAAAAGCUUAAAAAGGGGGGCUAUUAAUGAAACCGAGUUUGCUAAACUAACUGGAACUGAAGACUUGCUUUGAGCUGAGAUGGAGGC
Lactuca saligna is the source of this 930-nucleotide messenger RNA. Lineage: Eukaryota; Viridiplantae; Streptophyta; Magnoliopsida; Asterales; Asteraceae. The record is from the annotation of a GenBank genome assembly.